Nerophis lumbriciformis (worm pipefish) is the source of this 2684-nucleotide messenger RNA. RefSeq names its product dihydropyrimidinase-related protein 2-like. Gene Ontology annotation, molecular function: hydrolase activity, acting on carbon-nitrogen (but not peptide) bonds, in cyclic amides. The record is from RefSeq and is a predicted model, not a curated record. Lineage: Eukaryota; Metazoa; Chordata; Actinopteri; Syngnathiformes; Syngnathidae. Gene Ontology annotation, cellular component: cytosol; cytoplasm.
CCUGUGAAGCAUACAUUUACAAAACAAAAGUAGAUUUUUCUUUCUGUAUUUAGGAAAUAUUUAUUUAAGGUUAGGGCCCUCAGCUAGUUGCCACAGUUCAUCCAAGGAACUACAAGUGGAACGAUGAGGCAUGAGUCAUGUUCCCCUCACAGACAGAUCGGGCAGAACUUGAUUGUUCCUGCGGCUGUGAGGACGGUUGAUGCUUCUGGUCAGCUGGUCAUCCCGGGAGGAAUCGAUGGCAACACCAACUUGUACGCCACCCAGAAAGGCCUCAAUCCUUCUGAUGACUUCUACCAGGGAACGAGAGCGGCACUGGCCGGAGGAACCACCAUGAUCAUUGACCAUGUGCUGCCGGAGCCAGGCACUAGUCUGUUGUCAGCGUUUGAGACAUGGAGGGACGCUGCUGACCAGGAGGCAUGCUGUGACUUCUCCUUCCAUGUGGAUGUCACGCGCUGGCACGAUGGACUCUAUGAGGAGCUGGAGACUCUGGUCAAGGACAGAGGUGUUAACUCCUUCCUGUUUUUCAUGAGCUACAAGGACAGAUACCAGAGCUCGGACUCAGAGCUUUAUGAGGCUUUCGGUGUCAUCAGGGACUUGGGCGCUGUCGCCCAGGUACACGCAGAGAAUGGGGACAUUAUUGAGAAGGAACAAAAGCGGAUCCUGAGUCUUGGCAUCACUGGACCUGAAGGACAUGUCCUCUCUCAACCUGAAGAGUUGGAGGCCGAGGCCGUCAACCGAGCUGUGACUCUUGCAAAACAAACCAACUGCCCGCUUUAUGUUACAAAGGUGAUGAGUAAAUCUGCUGCCGAUGUGAUUGCCAAGGCCCGGAAAAAAGGGAUUGUGGUGUACGGGGAGCCAAUCACAGCCAGCCUGGCAGUGGAUGGCUCUCACUACUGGUCCAAAGACUGGGCUACAGCUGCCGCCCUCGUUAUGAGCCCUCCUCUCAACCCUGAUCCUUCAACUCCGCAGUACCUUGGCUCUCUCUUGGCAUGUGGGGACCUGCAGGUGACCGCUAGUGCUCAAGCUAGCUUCUCCACUGCUCAGAAGGCUGUGGGUAAAGAUGAUUUUACCCUUAUACCAGAAGGAACCAAUGGAAUUGAGGAGAGGAUGUCGGUGGUUUGGGACAGAAUAGUGUGCACUGGAAAGAUUGAUGAGAAUGAAUUUGUCGCUGUGACCAGUACCAAUGCUGCAAAACUCUUCAACAUUUACCCCCGCAAAGGGCGAAUCGCUGUUGGGUCUGACGCUGACAUCGUCGUUUGGAACCCAAAAAACACUAAAACUGUUUCUGCAAAAACACACAACUUGACAGUGGAGCUGAACGUCCUUGAGGGUUUGGAGUUUCAAGGGGAUGCCUCAGUGGUGAUCUGUAAUGGUCGAGUUGUUCUAGAAGAUGGAAAACUCAAUGUGACACAAGGGUCAGGGCGCUUUAUUCCAAGGAAAGCGUUUCCUGAUACUGCAUACCGGAGGAUCAGAGCUCGCAGCGAGAUGCUCAACAAUCAAGGUGUUCCUCGUGGGGUCUAUGAUGGUCCAAGCCUUGACGUAAUGACUCUGAACAAAUUAAUGAUGCCCCCACUGACCACCAAAGGGCCCCCUCGCUCUAAAAUACAGAUUUGCCCCAGAAACCUCCAUCAAUCAGGAUUUACUUUAGCCGGAGGUCAGAUUGAUGAUCAUAUUCCUCGGCGGUCUGUUCAGAGGAUUGUAGCGCCACCUGGUGGACGGUCCAACAUCACAACUCUGUCCUAAAAAAAGACCUUUGCUUGAAGUGUUCAACUUCAAACGUUAUGGCUUACAAUUUGAAAGCAUGCACUUAGUGAACAUGGAGUUACGAACCAACUACUAACCCUUCCUUUUUCUACAAAUCCUCUCCUGGGAUCUAAUUCUCCCAUACGCUUCAGUAGAAGAAUCUGCAUCCCGAUCGACUUCUCCCAUCGACUUAUGUUAUUUUGUUCUUACGCACUUCUGAGGCUGAAAUAAGUCAUGCGCCCCUAGAAAAUGGAAAAAUCAUAAUGCACUUAAAGUUUGGAUGCCGUGUACACCACAUUAAAAACGUAUACAAAAGAAUCUUCCAGAAAACUAUCACAUUUAUUCUGAUCUCUUCCAGACACCUACAAACAUCCAUUGAGAUGAGGUAAAAUACAGGUUAGGUUAGGGGUUAGGGUUAGGGGUGGGUGUUAGGGUUGAAUUUGUGGUUAAGGUUAGGGCAUUGUUAGGGGGAUAAAGCAAAAGAUAAAAUGGUUAGGGUUAGAGCAAGGCGAUCUAUAAAAAAGUGAAAAUCAAAGACAGGACGGUCCAUCACGUGUGGUUUGUUAUUUAGACCUCUCGGAUGUUGAGAGUCCAGUCUAAAAAUCCAAAGCCGUUCAGCCCUCUUUCUCCAUUUAAUAUUGGUCUCAAUCACCGCGGUCCUGACAUUCUGCCAGCCAUGUCGUAAGUCCUACCAGAUGCGUGUCUGUGUCUUUCUCCUUGGUGACGUUGUAUUCAUGUUGUACCAUUCGAGUAUCGACCACAUUUCUUGUCUCUCCCACGUAUUGCAUCUCGCAUCGUUGACACCAAAUUAAAUAAACACCAUUUUUUUGGAGCGACUGUGUCCUCGGCAUGCCAAUGUAAAAACAUUCCCAUUGUACAAAACCCAAAACCAGUGAAGUUGGCACGUUGUGUAAAUGGUCAAUAAAAACAGAAUACAAUGA